AGUAAAUAGUUGAGACAAGGAUGAGCUGAGGUUGGACAGCAUUUUAGAAAUGUGAAAAUAAAACAACUGCAGAUGCUGGAAAACUGAAACGAAAAUGGAAAUUGCUGGAAAAGCUAAGCAAGUCUGGCAGCAUCUGUGGCGAGAAAGCAGAGUUAACAUUUUUGAGUAAUUUGAGCCACUGAGCUUUUACAGCAAUUUCUGCUUUGAUUAGAAUGGCUGGUUGUCCUUGGUGCUGGUAACUCAGAAGGAAGUGAAUUGUAGACAACUGAGGAUACUGAGAAAGAAAAAAAUAGCUUGAGGCUGCAGUGGCACUUUGCACAACAACCUAAUGCUGUUUGAAUGCAGGGGUGGUAUCAGAGGACUGGAGGAUUACAACAUGUACUAUGUUUAUGUUCAAAAGUGUGUGGAUAAAUCCAGCAACUAGAUUUAUUUUAUUGGUGGGACAGCAUCACUGGAACUGUAAUCCCAGUCUCAAGCAAGAAUACUUGGGGAGCAUAUGGGCUCACAUUUUAUGCUGACUCAGAAAUCUUCACCAUCUGGUGUGUAACCUGUUUAAUAAAGCCAUCUGAUGGAGGCUUGUAAUUAGGAAUCUUCAAUUUUCAUGGGUAUAUUAAUGGAUUUAACCGAAGAUGAAAGGGUUUGCUUGAGGUAUUUUAAAUUGUUCUUCAUGUUCAGUUGCAGCUGUGAAAGCGUCGAGUCUGAACACUCCGAAUUCUGAUGAAAUUCAGAAUUUCAGUUCACCGGAGAAGGGAGCGACAGUCAAGAAGUGAAUUUGAUCCAAAAUGUGACCAUGUUAUGCUUCAUUUGCAAUACAGUAGUGUGUAAAGGGAAUGGCUGGAGAGCUGGUGGCCAUAGGUUGGAUAAUCAGAAAUCUCUUCAUGAAGGCAGAGAUGUUUCCAUGCUGUAUGACUCUGUCAGACAUACCACAGAAACAAAAACACGGAUAUCAUUCCAGAUCAUGGCACAUUGAUGAAGAAACAGCUUCUGAGUUCUUUGCAUAUUCUCUCCCUAAUUCUGAGGAACAAGCAAUACAAAGCACAAGCAGCAGUUGCAUGUGAAGGUGUUGAGUUUAUCUCAGACUGAAAUUUAUGGACUAAUAGCAAAUGUAAGCUAUUGAAGAAGUGGCUUCACUCCUUGCACCUGCUCCUUUCCCCUGUUACCACCAGCCACCACCACUGCUGGCGAGCUGCUUUGGCCCUCAAGGGCAUUUCUGGUAAACUUCCUGAGGAAAUUUAAAGAACGUAUUCACUAUUUGAUGCAGUUUUACAUUUAGAGUGUGACCUUGUUUCAUAAAGUUAGCUGAUCACAGCUUGGGAUGCUGAAUUUUGAGACUUCAUUUUUUUAUUUUACGGCUGGCAACCAAUUGUAGACCUAAACACCAUUUUAAUUUGCUUUUUCUUUUGUGGUUUAUGAUCAAUUGCAGAAGCAUAGACUUCAACAGAUCAAACUUUCUAGAAGAAUAUAAUUUCAGUCCUGCAGAAAAGGAAACACUAAUGAAAAUUGCUAUACCUGAAAUUCUCGAAAUCUGGCUGGAGGAGUCUGCCGAAGACUUUCGUCAAGUUCCAACUUACUCUUGUCUCCGGAAGGUACUUUCCUACUUGAACCAGACAGUGCCGGGGUCAGAUGCUGAACAUCGGGCCCAGAAACUCCUGAGUCGGUUUUUGGCGGAGGAAACAGCAGAGAAAGAGAUGUUCAAAGGCUACCGUAGAAGAGUUAGAUUCUAUAUUGGAGAAGAACACGACCAAACCAUCGAACAAGUUGAUGAAAAGCUCCUGUCCUACCCAUCACGCUUCAUUGCAGAGCAGCUAACUUUUAUGGAUGCUGAUCUUUUUCGGAAACUUGUGCCCAGCCAAUGUUUAGGGUCCAUCUGGUCUCAACGAGGGAAGGAAGCAAAACAGCAUCUGGUAUCAACCGUCCAGGCCACCAUUACACAGUUCAAUAAUGUUACAAAAUGUGUCACCAGCACCAUAUUAAGACCUCAACAGCUGAAACCACGGCACACGGCUAAAAUCAUUGAGAAAUGGGUUGAUGUUGCCCAGGAAUGUAGGACUUUGCAGAAUUUCUCGUCAGUGCAUGCAAUUACCACGGCAUUGCAAUCGAAUAGUGUGUUCAAUUUGAAGAAGACUUGGGCAGCCGUGUCAAAGAGCAGUAAGAUAACAUUUGAAGACCUUUCAAACAAUGAAGAAGAUAACUUUAUUGCAAGUAGAGAGCUGCUGAUGGAGGAUAUCGUUCAGGGAAUUGUGCCGUACCUGGGAACUUUCUUGACAGAAUUUUCAGCGCUGGAUUCGGCUUUCCCGAAUUACCAUUCAAAUGGCUUGAUCAACUUUGACAAGAGACAAAAACUCCUCUGAACUCGAGAAACCGCCAAAGCCCAAAAAGAGUGUGUUUAAACGCCUCAGCUGCCUGUUUUCAAGGAGUGGUGUUAAAGUACACAGCGCUCCAACUAAAAGCUCUGAGCAGCGAGCAACCCUUCAGAAUGAGGAUUCGGACGACAGCAUUACCGCAGCCAGCAUUUUAUCCGAUUCCAGCCACUUGGAAAUGG
Messenger RNA from Stegostoma tigrinum, 2542 nucleotides. Its product is annotated as ral guanine nucleotide dissociation stimulator-like 1. Lineage: Eukaryota; Metazoa; Chordata; Chondrichthyes; Orectolobiformes; Stegostomatidae. Gene Ontology annotation, biological process: positive regulation of GTPase activity; Ras protein signal transduction. Bases 1410 to 2351 code for a protein of 313 amino acids. The transcript is spliced from 10 exons. Gene Ontology annotation, cellular component: plasma membrane. The record is from RefSeq and is a predicted model, not a curated record. Gene Ontology annotation, molecular function: guanyl-nucleotide exchange factor activity.